This is a messenger RNA of Neurospora tetrasperma FGSC 2508, 2851 nucleotides long. RefSeq lists its product as uncharacterized. Lineage: Eukaryota; Fungi; Ascomycota; Sordariomycetes; Sordariales; Sordariaceae. The record is from RefSeq and is a predicted model, not a curated record. The coding region runs from base 1 to 2685 and encodes 894 amino acids. The transcript has 3 exons.
AUGCUGACAAGAGCUAAAGAAACGGGUGGUGGGCUACUGGCUAGAAAAAUCAUUCCCGACAAGGUUAACUACCGCCUCAUUAGAGAGUGGCUGCAACUUUGCCGGUCCAGACAUGUAUGGUGUGACUCCCGCGAGGCCAAUGAGGGUGGUGUAGUAGGAACAGGCCAAAUCCCUGGGUUCCAAAUCAUUGACUGCACCACGGGAAACAUUGUGUCCUUUGCCUCCCUUACCGGUAGUACCUCCAGUGGAGAGCAGUCACAGACACCACCAAAAUACGUCACGCUCAGUUAUGUCUGGGGCCAAGGUCCCUUUGAAGGGCCAGUCAAGAUCAAGCACCCUUCUGGCUCUCAACAACAACUGUCCCUGCCAGCCUCCCUACCGCUAACCAUCAGUGACACGAUCCACGUCGUCCAACGCCUCGGGUACAGAUACCUCUGGAUCGACAGGUAUUGCAUCCCUCAGGACGACCUGCCAGCCAAGCAGAUCCAGAUCGAGAACAUGGGCCGCAUCUACUCCCGCUCCGUGUUGACCAUCAUUGCCGCAGCUGGCGAGGGACCCGACUAUGGGCUGCCGGGGGUUAGCGAGCGUCGGAGGGCCGAACAGUUUACUGUUCAAGUUGGUGCUGCUGCAGAAGGGAAAGGGAUUUCCCUGGCGUUAUACGAAAGGCCGAAAGCCGCCAUCAUGAACUCAAAGUGGCAUACCCGCGGCUGGACGUACCAGGAGGGACUCCUGUCCAGGCGGAGGCUGGUGUUUACGGACCAGAUGGCGUACUUUCAGUGUUAUGAGAUGCAUGGGGACGAGGUCUUGUCGUUGCCGAUUCCUGAUGGCCUCAGCGGUGGGCAUGUCUCUGAUGUCAAGGACAAGGACAAGUAUGACGAGAUCCGCUGCCUCUCCCUGAAUGACGAAGAGUCAAACUUUGGUUUCAUCUUCCCCCGUCGAAUAACGGAUUGGUCCAAUCCUGACACCGUCUGGGAUCGAAUUAAGGAUUUUUGCCAGAGACAGCUUUCGUUUGAUGCCGACACGCUCGAUGCUGUUGCUGGUAUCUUUGGGAUGUACACAGCGGAAAAGUCGAACAUGCACAAAGGGGACGGGAUCUCCUUCUUCUACGGCAUCCCCAUUGCUCCUUUCCAGCCAGAGUUGAAUGAACCAAACAAGCAAAGGCUGUGGACUUGUGAGUUGCGGACUUUUUGGGAAACAUAUGAGAACGUGGCCCCGGGAAGCAUAGACCCGAACCCAAAACUGCCCCUGAAAAUGGAGGUGGAUGUAACGACUAGUCUCACCUACAAACUAGUUGAAAGCCUCCUCUGGACCAAUUCCUGGCACCACUUCCGCAAAUCCGACAGCGAUCCUUCACAGCUACUGCAACAGCGGUCACAGUUCCGGAGGCCGGUAUUUCCCAGCUGGACGUGGGCGGGCUGGAAGACGUGCAUAGUCGAGCGCGACAGAUUGUUUUCCAAAAUGUUCGAUAGUCGCACCAAGAUUCAUGUAGAGUACGAGGUUGAAGCUGGCCCAAGUCUCGCACACGCACCGAACGCAACGAAAUGGAGGCAACUAGACUGGGAGCAAGACAACAAAGAGAUCCUAGAGCUGGCACGAAAUGCCGCUUAUAAAAUCCCGGCACGUUUGGUUAUCAGGGGAACCGUGCUGGAUAUGAGGCUCAAGUGGCGCGAUGGCGAGGAGAACAACGACGCUUGGUGGAGGAAGUUUGGGGAGUGGACGGUUACGUGGCCGCAGUUUAUGGAAGGGAAGGGAAUUGGCUUUCCGAGGGGAUUGUUGGAGGAUGCGGAACAUGGAGGCCGUAUUGGCAAGGGAGAAGAGGUACAGGCUCUCGCUCUAAUAUUAGCAGGACGGGCCUAUUCGGGGGAGCCGAACGGAUCUCUGUCGGCAUUGUUGUUGAGACCCGUCACAAGGAUGUUGAGUGGACGACCGGAAACGAUGUAUGAACGCGUACACAAGAUGGAUUUGCAUGUGAAAAGGGAGGAGUAUAAAGCUGAGUGGACACCGCUGGCUGGGUUGCUAAGGGAGAUGGAGGUGAGAUUACUAACCACCAGGACAGGCGCAAACCAAGGCAUCGGCUAUGAGACAGCCAAGAAUCUGGUCCACUCCUCAGCCGACUACCAUGUCAUUCUCGGCAGCCGCGACAUCAGCAAAGGUAAGGCGGCAGUUCAGGCGCUACUACAAGCUGAAGUCGGCACCGGCGUAAAGGCAACGAAGGGUACCGCCUACUCGGUACCUCUAGACGUGGCGGACGAAGCGUCCAUCGCAGCCGCAGUCGAGCAUGUGGCAGCCGACUUCGGCAGGCUCGACGUAUUGGUGAACAACGCAGGCAUCAUCUCGACAACCAGCCCGCCCACGGCCCAGACGCUCCGGCGGGUCCUCGAGACCAACGUGGUCGGCGCACUGGCUGUGACUGAGGCGUUUCUCGACUUGCUGCGCAUGGCUUCGGAACACAGGCCGCCGCGUUUGGUGUUUUACUCUGCUAGACUCAAGCCGGAAGGAAUCCUCGUCAUUGGUGCGGAUCCCGGGCUCUGCGCUACCAACUUUACGGGUGAUGCUGCGUCGCUGAGGAAUAGAGGGGCGGCGGAACCGGCUGAUGGGGGAAACCGAGUGGCAGCGGUCGUAAAGGGUGAGAAGGACGCUGAUGCUGGAAAGGUCGUUGGUGUGUACGGGGUUAGUCCGUGGUAGAAUCGGUCUAUAAGCAUCGGCCAGCUCAGCUCCGUCGUGGGACUGCACGGUAAGGACAACCUGCAUCGGAUCGGGUUGGAUUCACUGAUGGCCAUCGGCGUUGCGUUGCUGGUUGAAGCUCCGUAGGGCAGCUAGAAUAAUAGAUUGAUGCCAGCUUAUAGGUAGU